Messenger RNA from Coffea arabica (coffee), 4470 nucleotides. RefSeq names its product ABC transporter B family member 9. Gene Ontology annotation, molecular function: ATP binding; ATP hydrolysis activity; ABC-type transporter activity. NCBI's taxonomy places the organism in Eukaryota, Viridiplantae, Streptophyta, Magnoliopsida, Gentianales, Rubiaceae. The record is from RefSeq and is a predicted model, not a curated record. Gene Ontology annotation, biological process: transmembrane transport. Gene Ontology annotation, cellular component: plasma membrane.
CAAGAUGUUUGAUGAAAUCUGAUGAAAUCCAGGAACACAAAAAGCCAGUUAGGAUCACAAGAAACCAGUCGGGCAAUACUGUUUGCAAGAAAAAAUAUAUACUUAUCUUACAAGCCAAGACUCAGGCUCGGUCCCUUCGGGAAAACGAUCAAUCCUCCCUCCAUUUUCUCUUUCCAGGAAUUUUCCGAAAAGGGAGAGUUAGAUAUAUAGAGAGAGGGAGAAGAUUUAGCUUGGGCCCUUCAGGAAAACAAUCUUCUUUCCCUCCCUCUUUUUAUAUCUACAAGUUCUCAGUAAAGGGAGAGAGAGAUAUAUAGAGAGGAAGAAGGCCUGAGAAUGCCCGAAACGGAGUCGGAAACUACGCCGUCGGCGACAACGGGAAAAUCCCAGAAUGCAGAUCAACAGAAAGUGCCAUUUUAUAAGCUUUUCACGUUUGCAGAUCGUCUUGACAUUGCACUAAUGAUUGGGGGAACACUCGGAGCCAUUGGCAAUGGUAUGUCUCAGCCUAUCAUGACCCUGAUAUUUGGGAAGCUUAUUAAUACCUUUGGUGGUAGCAGUGGAAAACCAGAUCUCUUAGAUGAAAUCUCGAAGGUGUGCCUUGAUUAUGUUUACUUGGCUAUCGGCGCUGGCAUUGCCUCCAUUUUACAGAUGUCGUGCUGGAUGGUAACUGGAGAAAGACAGGCGACCCGCAUACGUGGUUUGUACUUGAAAACAAUCUUGAGGCAAGACAUUUCAUUCUUUGACACUCAAACAACGACAGGAGAGGUCAUUGGCAGAAUGUCUGGAGACACAGUCCUCAUCCAAGAAGCCAUGGGUGAAAAGGUAGGGAAAUUCAUCCAGUUUGCAUCAACAUUUCUUGGAGGAUUUGUGAUUGGUUUCAUCAAGGGGUGGCGUUUGGCAAUAGUCCUAUGCAGUUGUAUUCCUGCUCUGGUUGUUGCUGGAGGAGCUAUGGCAUUGUUCAUGUCCAAAAUGUCAAGCCGUGGCCAAAUUGCUUAUGCAGAUGCCGGAAAUGUAUUAGAACAAACUGUAGGAGCAAUUAGAACGGUUGCAUCAUUUACCGGAGAAAAGCGAGCAAUCAAGAAAUAUGACGACAAACUACAGGUUGCUUAUGAGUCGACAAAUAAACAAGGACUGGUUUCAGGACUGGGACUUGGCACGAUCUUGCUGAUUGUCUUCUCUAUUUAUGGACUAGCAAUAUAUUAUGGAUCCAGGCUAGUUUUAACCAAAGGAUACAAUGGUGGGGAUGUCAUUAAUGUCAUGAUGGCCAUAAUGAUGGGAGGAAUGUCAUUGGGCCAAACAUCUCCCAGUCUAAAUGCAUUUUCAGCAGGGCAAGCUGCAGCUUUCAAGAUGUUUGAGACUAUCAAGCGUGUACCCCAAAUUGAUGCAUAUGAUAAUAGUGGGAUUGUCUUGGAAGACUUGAAGGGUGAAAUUGACCUCAAGGAUGUAUACUUCAAGUAUCCCGCAAGACCAGAUGUGCAAAUUUUCUCUGGAUUCACAUUGCACGUUCCUAGUGGCACGACUGCAGCUUUAGUAGGGCACAGUGGAAGUGGGAAAUCGACAGUUAUCAGUCUCUUGGAGAGAUUUUAUGACCCUGAAGCUGGGGAAGUGCUUGUUGAUGGCGUGAACAUUAAGCAGCUGCAGAUCAAAUGGUUAAGAGAUAAAUUAGGGCUAGUGAGCCAGGAGCCAAUCCUAUUUGCAACUUCCAUAAGGGAAAACAUACUGUAUGGAAAACCAGGUGCAACGGACUCAGAAAUCAGAACAGCAAUUGGGCUGGCUAAUGCUGCGAAAUUCAUCGACAAACUCCCUAAGGGGCUUGACACAAUGGUCGGCGAACAUGGAACUCAACUCUCUGGGGGACAAAAGCAGCGGAUUGCAAUUGCUAGAGCCAUUCUAAAGAACCCAAGAAUCCUUCUUCUUGAUGAAGCGACAAGCGCUCUGGAUGCAGAGUCGGAACGCAUAGUACAAGACGCCCUUGAUAAGGUUAUGAUCAACAGAACUACAGUGGUUGUUGCACAUAGAUUGACGACUAUCAGAAAUGCUGACCUCAUAGCAGUAGUACAUGCUGGUAAACUCGUUGAACAAGGAACUCAUUCCGAGUUGAUUAAAGAUCCUAAUGGCGCAUACUACCAGCUUGUCCGUAUGCAAGAGGGGUCCAGGUCCAACCAAGCUAAAGGAAAUUCCACAAAAUUGGACGUAGAGAUAUCAGAAGCUUCUAUUGAUUUAGAUGACAGUUUACAUAGGAGUUUGAGCCAAAGAAUGUCUCUGAGAUCCACGAGCAGAGGAUCAUCAAGACAUUCCUUCACUCUCAAUUUUGGAGUUCCUGGUCUCAUUGACAUCCAUGAAGCAGAAGUAGGACAAGAUGUACAUGGAACUGAUGAAGCUGACUUGAAGAAGAGCCAAAAAUUCUCACUUUUACGACUCUUCAAUUUAAACAAACCUGAGCUACCAUUUAUGCUGCUUGGUUCCAUUGCUGCUUGUGGGCAUGGUGUUGUCUUCCCUGUUUUUGGGCUCUUACUCUCAAAAUGCAUUAGAAUUUUCUUUGAACCUCCACAUGAACUAAGGAAAGAUGCGAGAUUUUGGUCACUGAUGCUUGUUGGUUUAGGUGCUUUGACUUUGGCAAUUGUACCAGUGCAGAAUUACCUUUUUGGAGUUGCAGGUGGUAAAUUAAUACAAAGAAUUCGAUCUUUGUCAUUUCAGAAAGUAGUCCACCAAGAAAUCAGUUGGUUUGAUGACCCUGCAAACUCGAGUGGUGCUGUGGGUGCGAGGUUGUCUACUGAUGCUUCAACUAUGAGGAGUUUGGUGGGCGAUGCUUUGGCGCUAGUUGUCCAGAAUCUGUCGACAGUAGUAACUGGGCUUGUGAUCUCGUUUACUGCUAAUUGGAUACUAGCAUUUAUAGUUGUAGCCGUAUUACCCUUCAUUGGAUUACAAGGAUUUCUCCAGGCGAAGUUCCAUAAGGGCUUUAGUGGAGAUGCCAAGGUCAUGUAUGAAGAAGCAAGUCAGGUAGCAAAUGAUGCUGUUGGCAGUAUUAGAACUGUUGCAUCAUUUUGUGCUGAAGAGAAGGUUAUGGACACAUAUCAAAAGAAAUGUGAAGGCCCCAUGAAAUAUGGUGUUAAGCAAGGAAUGGUCAGUGGCUUUAGCUUUGGACUUGGGUCUUCUGCAAACUAUUUAGCAACUGCAUUCAUCUUCUGGAUUGGAGCUCGUCUUAUUGAACAUGGGAAAGCAACCUUUGGUGAUGUAUUCAAGGUUUUCUUUGCAUUGACAAUGGCAGCUUUGGGAGUUUCCCAGACAACCGCUUUGACUCCAGAUAUUAACAAAGCUAAAGUUGCUGCUGCUUCUAUAUUUGAAAUUCUUGAUAGUAAGCCUAAGAUUGAUUCAAGCAGUGAUGAGGGUCAAGUGCUUGCUACUGUGAAGGGUGACAUUGAGUUGCAACAUGUAAGCUUCAGGUAUCCAACACGGCCCGAUGUUCAAAUUUUCAAGGAUCUGUGCCUAUUAAUUCCUUCUGGAAAGACUGUUGCCCUUGUUGGUGAAAGUGGUAGCGGGAAGUCCACAGUCAUUAGCCUAAUAGAGAGGUUCUAUAAUCCUGACUCCGGGCACAUAUAUCUUGAUAAUGUGGAAUUGUGGAAGCUGAAGAUAAAUUGGCUCAGGCAACAAAUGGGGUUGGUGGGUCAAGAACCUGUACUCUUCAACGAAACAAUUCGGGACAAUAUUGCCUAUGGCAAACGGGGGAAUGUAACAGAGGAGGAGAUCAUUGCUGCAGCAAAAGCUGCAAAUGCACAUAACUUCAUUUCCGGAUUGCCUCAGGGAUAUGAUACUUCUGUUGGAGAAAGAGGGGUCCAGUUAUCCGGUGGACAGAAGCAACGGAUCGCCAUUGCACGCGCAAUACUCAAAGAUCCAAAAAUCCUUUUGCUAGAUGAGGCAACAAGUGCUCUUGAUGCAGAAUCAGAACGUAUAGUUCAAGAUGCACUAGAUAAGGUGAUGGUGAAUAGAACCACAGUUGUUGUCGCUCAUCGCUUGAGCACAAUAAAAGGGGCUGAUAUCAUUGCAGUAGUCAAGAAUGGUGUGAUUGCUGAGAAAGGAGGACAUGAUACGCUUAUGAACAUUCCUGAUGGUGUCUACGCAUCACUGGUUGCACUUCAUAUGACUUCAACCUAGGCCAGCUACUUCAUAAUUCUACAAUAGAACCAUUUUUUUUCCCCUUCCCUGAUCCCUCCACUCGUGGUAGAAACAGAGUCACGAUACAUAAGCUUCAUGGUACGCUUGUUGAUGCGUGCACCUUCAAUUGCUAGUCAAUGUUGCAACUCUUGGCACAUUUUUUUUUUUUUUUUUGGAGUUUUAUCACUUUGGUUUAUAGAUAUGGUACUCAAGCUAAUAUGCUGAUUUUGUAUAUAGAAAAGGGUUAGCAAUGCAACCACUUUAUGUUUAUUUUUUUUUUACUAAUGCUGAUUCUGUAUAUAGAAAAAUGUAAUGGAACCA